This is a messenger RNA of Miscanthus lutarioriparius, 549 nucleotides long. The record is from the annotation of a GenBank genome assembly. Lineage: Eukaryota; Viridiplantae; Streptophyta; Magnoliopsida; Poales; Poaceae.
AUGCCGAGGAAAGCAAAACCCGCCGCCCAAGCAACCGUGGCCACCGCCGCCGCCACCACCGGCGUCCAGUACUGGCUUCUGAAGACGGAGCCGGGCGAGUGGUCGUGGUCCGACCAGGCGCGCGCCCCGGGCGGCGUCGCGCCGUGGGACGGCGUCCGGAACCGCCAGGCCAUGAACAACCUCCGCGCCAUGCGGCCGGGUGACCGUUGCCUGUUCUACCACUCCGGCGCCGGCGCCGCCUCCCGCCGCGUCGUCGGCGUCGUCGAGGUCACCCGGCCCUGGUACGAGGGCGGCGAGGGCGAGGGCAAGGAGGCGGCGGCCGGUGGCGCCGUCGACGUGCGAGCGGUCGGGGAGUUCCGAAACCCCGUCCCUCUGGGUGACAUCAAGAAAGCGGCGGGCGAGGUGGAGGGGAUGAAGGACUUCGCGCUGCUCCGGCAGGCGCGGCUAUCGGUGAUGCCCGUGCCGGCGGGGAUCUGGGAUUGGAUUUGCGACGCGGGAGGGGGCUUCGUGCAAGACGGCGAGGUUGAGGAUGAGGAAGAAGAGGUUUGA